This is a messenger RNA of Vespa mandarinia (Asian giant hornet), 4413 nucleotides long. RefSeq lists its product as uncharacterized. Gene Ontology annotation, molecular function: protein binding. The record is from RefSeq and is a predicted model, not a curated record. Lineage: Eukaryota; Metazoa; Arthropoda; Insecta; Hymenoptera; Vespidae.
GGGACAACCCUAGGCCGACGACUCUGUUGUCGACCCAACAACAGUUCAAAAGCGAUUCGGCAGUAAACAUGGCGCUCGAUUUUGCAGCCACCUACAAAGUCCUCGUGUUGGGCGAUUCGAACGUCGGCAAGACUUGCAUCGUUCAUCGUUAUUGUGACGAGAGAUACUACGAUACUUAUAUAUCGACGAUAGGUAUCGAUUUCAAACAGAAGAUUAUCAACUUGGAUGGUACACCAAUUAAAUUACAAAUUUGGGAUACCGCCGGACAGGAACGGUUUAGAACUCUAACAACGGCAUAUUACCGCGGUGCUAUGGGUAUUUUGCUAAUGUACGAUGUCACCAGUUUGGACAGUUUCAAUCAUCUAUCUUACUGGCUUCGAAAUAUUCAAGAAAAUGCCUCACCAGAUGUAGUAAAGGUAUUGGCGGCCAAUAAAUGCGACGCAACUGCACAUAGAGCCGUAGAUGCCGAGAGAGGUCAGAAAAUAGCGGAAAAUUUCGAUAUGCCCUUUUUCGAGGUAUCCUGUAAGGAGAACAUAAAUAUCGAGGAAGCAUUUUUAACCUUAGCCAGGAGAAUACGAGAACAACGAGGACGUCGAGCUAGUCUGUUCGAAGCUUCGGAAAGGGAAGGUGCCGACAGUGUGAUCAAAGCUCAAUCACCGUCUCAACAGGGUGACGCUUGGAGGAUGGAGGCGAUUGUAGAAUAUAAUUAUUUAGCUAGGGAACCUGAUGAAUUAACUCUGAGAAAAGGAGACAUAAUAAAAGAAAUUAAAGUGAUGUUGGGUGGUUGGUGGGAAGGUACUUUAAGAGAUAAGCGUGGCAUGUUCCCUGAUAAUUUUGUUAAGGUGUUGGAUCCAUCUCCAACAAGUGGUGCGAGCACAACUGAAACCGUUAGUAGUACAAAACCGGAAGAAGUCACUUUGCGUAAUGGGGGAUCUGGAAGGAGGUGGUGUAAAGUUCUAUACAGUUAUGAACCUUGUAAUGAAGAUGAAUUAACUCUUGUACCUCAAGAUUCCAUAGAAUUCUUGGGCGAAGUAGAGGAAGGAUGGUGGAGAGGUAGACUUAGAGGGAGAGUCGGUGUCUUCCCUUCGAAUUUUGUUCAUUUAAGUUAUGAAGAAGAAGAUAAACACAAGAAAGAUAAAAAGGAAUAUUGUAGAGUUCUCUAUGCAUACGAGGCAGCUAAUGAAGAUGAAUUAACUUUGGUAGAAGGAGAAAUCAUUGCAAUACUUUCUAGAGAUGCACCAGAUAAAGGUUGGUGGAAAGGAGAAUUGAGAGGACAAAUUGGCUUAUUUCCUGAUAAUUUUGUUGAGGUUAUUGGGACAAAAAAUGAUCAUCAAGAGCAAGAACAGUGGCACGAAACCAGUCAGCUAACUAGUAAAUCUGUUGCAAAGCAUGCUCAUCAACUAAAGAAAAGUGAGAAAGCACAUGCUAGAAAAAGUUUAGAUCCAAAAAAUAUACAUACAGAUCAUUUUAGUACCAUGGAAACAACUAAAAAAAUGAUAUCAACAUCGUCUACUGUAUCAUCAACAUCACCUUUGUCUAAUAUUGGAGGAGGGGGAGGAAGUAGUGGGGGAGGAAAUGGAGAAAAGAAAACAAUGGGCAAUCAUUCACUCAUUUCUAAUUUGAAACAUUUUGUAAGUGAUACUGGAACUAAUAAUAGCAAUGGAAAUCCAAGCAUUGCACUUGGAGAAGAAUUAGAUGGAGUAGAAAGAGGUGAAGGAGCACCACUUUCUCACUUAACAGCUUCACGUGCAAAAGCACCCCGUCGUCGUUUACCUUCUUCUCAACAUUUACGACAUCAUGCUACCACAACAACGACUAUCUUACAUAAUACAACGAUAACGGAAGAUAAUUUAUCAAAUGGUAACACUGAAGAAACAUUAGAAUCAUUAAGGGAAGAUGACAAUGAAAAACUUUCAGCAAAAACAAGAAAGAAGGCACCUUGGGUAGAAGAAUUAAAAAUGAAUCAAUCGGAAAGGAGAAAAGUCGGAUCAGUUGAUCGUGUUGACAAACCAGAAGUUAAGAAAGAACGAACUUUUUCACGAUUAAUGGUAUCUUCUAAUACUGUCGAUACUGUUGUCAAACAAGAAACAGAAUGUGAAGAUAAACAAAAAGAAAAAGAAAAAAAAUUAGAUACGAUAGAUCAUGGGACUGUAACUACACCUGGGACUCUGUCCUUUGUUCCAUAUCAUCUUUAUAGUCAACUGCUAGAAAGGGUUGCCAUGCUGGAAGAAAAACAGGCACUAUUGCAGCAAACUGUGCAACAACUCUCCGAACAGCUUGUACCACUUAUGGCAAAUGCCUCUAUUAAUAACAAAGUUUAAAACAUUUUAAUAUGUGAAAAUUGAUGCGUAUUUCCUGAAACGUAUUUUUAUAACUUUGUUGUUUGUCAUCAUGUUGCAAAUAACGAAGUACUAAUACUACUAAUAGCAUAAUUAUUACUAGUACUAUUAUCAUGGUUGUUAUAUAUUUAUUGAUUUUGGUGGUGUCAUUUUUUUUGUUUGCUCCACCAAUGCAGUAACAGUAUUUGCCUAUUCUGGCCAUAAACGCAACAUUCCAUCUAAGAUUUUUUAAUCAUAAAUAUUCUCUGUUUUUUUUUUCUUUGCAUGAUUUUGAUAUUUUGUGAUCUCACGAUAUCAGCCAGAUUUUUUCUUUUUUUUAUUAUUUCGAUACUUUUUUUUUUUAAUUGUGAUGUUUUAUAUAUUAGUGACAUAUUUUCGCAGACAAAAACUUUUAUUGUUAUAAAAAAAAAUACCAAAAAUUGCCUCAUUAUAGCAAUCAAAGUUUUAUCUAUUGAGAAAGAAAAGCUUACGUACUUAAACCAGCAGUUUAAUUGAAUACAAUGUGAUUUUUGUGGAUCUAAUAGAUGCCUCGCAAUAUUCAUAUAACGAUAAUAAUUCAUAGUAAGUUUAUUCAUUCGUGAGUGCCAAUACACCCUACUCUGUUCACUGCAUUUGUGAGGUGCCUCCAUUCAUUGAAAUACAAAGCACUUAUCUGGAAACUCAUAACCAUAUUUAUAAAUACAAAUUGUGAUUAGCUUGUUGAUACAUUAAGUCCAAAAAUUGAAUGUGUCCUUUUUUAAGUAUUGCUUUUCAAAUGGUGCUAAUAAAGUAAGUGAUAUACAAAUAUAUCACGAAUUUGUAGUAUACACAUAUGAAUGAGGUAGUAAACAAUGAGAAAAAGAAUCUAUCACACAGGCAUGAAUUGAAACAUAUAAAACACUUAUAGUGAAACAAAUAAAAAAGCUAUGUUUGGCAUUAUUAUGAAAUCGUUGAACAUUUGACAAAUUUUUUAUUUUCUUAAAAGAGCAAAAUUUUAAGUAAAUAUAUAGCAUGAACACGAACUAGAUACGAUAUUUAAUUUUUUAUAUAAAUAUUUGUUAAAAUCUAACUAUUGAUUCGGGCAAAGCAAACUAACAUUAUACAUUUCCGCAUUGAGAAAAUUUUCGAACAUAUUUUAUUUAUGUGUGAAUACAUAAGAACAUGUACAACACACAAUAUCUGAAAUUCUUAUUAAAAAUUUAGUAUAAAAAUUCUAGUCUGAUAAAUCAAAUUUUCUUGAAUUAUAUCCUGCAAAUAUCAGAAUACAUAAAAUCAAUAUUCGUGAUCAUAAAUGUGACUGUUAAUGUAAAAUAUACAUUAUAUAUGAAAUAUAAAUAUUGUGACGCAUAAACUUUCUUUUACACUUAAUGCGCACAGAGUUAAUUUAUAUAAUGAUCAAAAUUUGUCUAUAAGCAACAAAUAAUUGCUCGUACUAUUUUCUAUAUAUUAAAAAAAUUACUUUUGGUGAUACCAAAGUCUUUCGGGUUUAGGGCUAUUCAUCUUGUUCAUAUUAAUAUUAUAUUUAAACUUUGCUUCAUUUUACAUAACAUUGCCUAAUGCUGCAUGAAAAUUUUUAAAGCAUUCCAAAAAGUUUAUAUAUUUCUAAACAAAAAUAUGUAGAAUAGUUAUAUAAACACAUUCCUUAUUCAAGCAAUAAAUAAAAUAUCUACUAAAUAAGGAGGUAUCGUUCUAGUUAAAAAAAAAAAUGUGUUCAUCUAAUUACACAUGCAUUAUUAUAGGGUUGCGAAAAAUUUGGAGCGCACUUGGAAUACGAUGUAUUUUUUUCUAUGCGAAUCAUCCCGAAUUAUGAUAAUGCAAUGUGUAAGCUUAUUGCUUUUCAUUAAUGAAUGAAACAUGGUAAAAAUAUAACAUUUGUGCAAACAAAUUUUUUCAAUAACAAGCUUAUAAACUUCUCUUUAUUAUAAUCUAUUUUAAUGCUUAUUUAAUCACUAUGAUUACACACUCUGUACCACAUAUUAGAAAUGGCAAAAAAAUAUAUUGCCUCUGUAAAAUAUAUUGUAGGAACAUAUCAAUAACUUAUUACAGAUAUAGAAUUAAAAUAGAUUUAAAGAGAAAACUUAUAAAAAAAAAAACC